Messenger RNA from Mesitornis unicolor (brown roatelo), 486 nucleotides. It is a transcript of the gene DYNLT5, whose product is annotated as Tctex1 domain containing 1. NCBI's taxonomy places the organism in Eukaryota, Metazoa, Chordata, Aves, Mesitornithiformes, Mesitornithidae. Bases 1 to 486 code for a protein of 161 amino acids. Gene Ontology annotation, molecular function: dynein intermediate chain binding. The transcript has 2 exons. Gene Ontology annotation, biological process: microtubule-based movement. The record is from RefSeq and is a predicted model, not a curated record. Gene Ontology annotation, cellular component: cytoplasmic dynein complex; cytoplasm.
AUGCAUGGCGGCGCGGCCCACAGCGACCCCCCCUCGGAUGGGUCCCCGGGUCCUUCCGGAAGGGACGACGGGACCGCCGAGGCUCCUUCCUGUGGUUUCAGCGCAAUAAGGUUUUCCCUCGGAAGCCAGAGCUUAGCCUCAGCGCCUUGCCCCUCAGGUCCCCCGAAGCGGUUCCCGGUGGCGGCGGUGGAUGCUAUCCUGAAGGAUGUGCUGGGAAGCUACCUGAGGGAGCAGCCUUACGAGCCGGCCCGCUGCAGGGACAUGGCGAAGGACAUCGCUGAGGUUAUUCAAGCUCGGGUGAAAGACCUUAUGGUACCGAGGUACAAGAUUGUGGUGGUGACACAUAUCGGGCAGCUGAAUGAGCAGAGCAUGCAGAUUGGGAGCCAGUGCCUGUGGGAUCCUGCGAGCGACACCUUUUCAUCAUACGUGUUCAGAAACACUUCACUGUUUGCUCUUGCAAACGUCUAUGCUGUCUAUUUUGAGUAA